Messenger RNA from Symbiodinium sp. CCMP2456, 714 nucleotides. NCBI's taxonomy places the organism in Eukaryota, Dinophyceae, Suessiales, Symbiodiniaceae. The record is from the annotation of a GenBank genome assembly.
AUGUCCACCCACCUUUGCAUUUCGCUGGAAUCUGCACGGUGCAAAGCAACUUGCUACUUCAACAGGCCCGGGCUUGCAGAGAUGCGGGCCAUCGACGCAAAGAUGUAUCUGGUGCUUUUGGUAAGCAGCUGCAAAAGAGGGCCGCCCCUCCUACCUCUGCCACCGGAUUCCAUCGAAGAGCCUGCAGUGAGGGUGCGGACGGACGAUGACCCGAUAGCGCUGGAGUCGUGGAUCCGCAUGCCCUCUGGCAAGUUCCAUUUCGCAGCCUUCGUGAACCAGUUUGCCAGAAACUUGGGCUUGGAUCUCGAAGCCUUUGAUACGCUCGACGGCCAGCGGCUAGUGCACUACCAGUGUGUGGUGAGGUCAGACAGGUGGUCCAUUGCCCAGGAGAUGUUCAUGGCCUGCUUCAACGUGCAGAAGAGGGCCUACCGCCGCCUCAACGGCGGGUCCAUCGCGCCGAGUGUCUGUGCAGAUGCCGAGCCACGCUUCGUGUUCGACGACAAGCUGGCAGCGCUGAGCCAGAACCUCACGCAGGAGGAAGAGACAUCAGCCCAGCAUCACGUGAAGGUGCGCCGCACCUUCCUGGAGGUUGACGAAGACAGCGACAGUGACGAUGAGACGCUUCAGAGACCCAGCCGCCGCGCAAAGACAACUCCCCGGAAUUGGCCCUCGUCGGACUCUGAUGAGUCUGAUGAGGCGUCAGAAGCUCCAUGA